Strongylocentrotus purpuratus (purple sea urchin) is the source of this 2804-nucleotide messenger RNA. Its product is annotated as MICAL-like protein 1. The coding region runs from base 512 to 2578 and encodes 688 amino acids. NCBI's taxonomy places the organism in Eukaryota, Metazoa, Echinodermata, Echinoidea, Camarodonta, Strongylocentrotidae. The record is from RefSeq and is a predicted model, not a curated record. The transcript is spliced from 7 exons.
UACAACGGAAGCAGUGAACUUAUCGCUUUUAACCUCUUUCUCUCAGCAUAGGUCGAGAGAGAAUCGAGCAAGCGGUGGACAGUACGCGUGCGUUCAUGUAAUUAGUCUAAGCGCAAAACAGGAUUAGGAGAGGCAAGUGAUUUAAACGUCCAUCCUGAAAUGUUCAUUUUGUUAGUGAUUGUGUCGAAGGUGAAGUGGAAUAUUGGAUUAUCGACCAUGUUGAUAGGGGAAGAAGACAUGAGUCUCUUUCAUGAUUGAGUAAUUUGCUUGACCAGAACUUUGGCUUUGAAAGUGAGUGGCUGGAAAUAAGCUUUUGAUGCUGCAGUCUGUGUUGUCUUCAGUUGUCGACUGAUGUGUAACUCGGGAUUAACUUCAUCAUUUAAAUUUGCCUCCUGUAGCAUUUGUAUUUGGUCUGCAAACGAAGAGUUGGUGAGAAUAUUGAAGAAGCAAAUUGAUUUGAUCUUGAUGCCGCAAGCGCUCUAAGCCCGGAGCGUCCUCGUGAUCGCCCGCCAUGGCCGGUGAAAGCAAGAGCACACCUGCAAAGCACAAUAUACUCCGAAAAGUUUCAAGGAGAAAGUUGGUGCUUGCUGUUCUUGUUCUUUUAGGAGAGGUUGUCAUAUGUAUCUCUCAGAUUGUUCUGGGAGUAUGGGUCCAUAUAACCAUUGAGAAUGUAGGCGCGGGCGCCUUCUGGGCCCCUGUAUUGCUUGUUAUAGGAGCCCUUGUCUCUCUGGAGGGCAUCUUGUUCCCAUUUGGUCGUCAGAAGAUGCUAGCCAUGGGUGUGAUGCUUCAGGUCUUGGGGAUCUUCAUGGCUCUCAUAGGGGCUUUCUUGGAGAGUGUUGUAGCAUCAUUAAUACAUAACGUUGAUUUUAGCCAGUGCUCCUACUCAAGCACGGGACUUGCCAACUGUUCUGCGGAGCUCUCCUGCGAAGCCGUUCAACUGAGUUUCCCAAAGAGCUGCUACUGCUGCUACCUGACCAAAGAGAGGUUUAGCCCAUGCUACUUCAGAGCAGUAAGCCUAUUUGAAGCACCUAGUAUGUAUGCUGGAGUAGACUCAUGUAGCCAGGUGUCUGGUGAAUAUCUCAGCCUACUUUGGACAUCCGUUGGUUUCUGUGUAAUCUGCUGCUUCUUCGGGCUCAUUGCUGCAAUCACCACCUACUCCUACAGAAAAGCAGUCAAAGCACCAAGUAUAGCAAUAUCAACGACACUCACAUCUCCUAUGCUGCCCCAACACACUCGUCAAGAAGGCUUUGUCAAGUCAUCAGGAUCAUCUUCAUCUUCCAGUCCGUCUGGUGGCUCACCUUCCCUUGACACACCUGUACCAGCGCCCAGGAACUCCCUUGUCCGUUCCUCAAGUAAUACUGUAGUCAGUGCUUCCCCAUCACCUACAGCAACACAAGCAAAAUCCUCCACCCUUCCGAAAAGUCAAAAGAGGCGUGCCCCAGAUAUACCAACUGCGCAGAACUCUGGAGCUGCUGAGGCCCGCCCUUCAAGCUCAGCGUCAGUUGUUGUGAGACCAAAGAGGAACAGUGCAGCGUUGUUUAAGCAGUCAACAGAAAAUAGGUUGUCAAGUCAUGGUCCAAGACCUCCUUCUGGAGAGCGUCCAAGGUCAGUGGAUAGUAGACAGGUCAUGCGGGUGUCCCGUUCAACAGAGAAUAUACUUGGGGAAACACGGCGCGAAAGACCCAGAUCGGCAACUAGCGGAUCCAGACCAGGAGACAGCCCACAGAGGAGGCCGGAUCCACAGAGAUCCUCGGGAACACCGACUGCAAGUCCAUCUAGGACACAGGCAUCUGCAGGGAAACCAAACACAGGCACCUCGAGGGCACAGGAAUCUUCAAGAACACCAACUGCUAGUCCGUCGAGGACACAGGCAUCUGCAGGAACACCAAACACAAGCACAUCGAGGACACAGGAAUCUUCAAGAACACCGACUGCCAGUCCGUCGAGGACACAGGCAUCUGCAGGAACACCAAACACGAGUGCCUCAAGGACACAGGAAUCUUCAAGAACCCCAACUGCCAGUCCAUCAAGGACACCUUCAAAUAUACCAGCAAAUCAAGAGGAGAGCCAGAGAUCAUCUCGCGAGGUUCCAUCAUCCAGUUCAUCAUCAAACACAAGAGCUUCAGCAAGUGCUUCCACAGACACUAAUACAUCACCAAAGAGUGAAAAUAUAACAGUUCCUCCUGUUAAAAAGAAGAAAUCACACAAGAAAUGUCCUGCACCUCUGACACCACCACAGUUACAACAGUUGCAACAAGAACAGCUUCAACAACAACAACAAGUACUGGCCGAACAUCAGCAGGCAUCCACAUCCUUCUUGCCAAGACACGAUCCAAUCCCAAACUCCCCGCCUCCUCCUUUUGUACCCAACCGUCCUGCCUCCCCACCCCCUUUUACCCCCUCUGCCUCAAUGCACUACCCCGGGCCCCAUCACCCCCACCACCCUCAUCAGCCUCAACCUGUCACAAACAUUCACCUGACGUUGACCACCACCCCAAUGGGGGCCAACGUCCAGAUGCCAAUGGGUGGUCAAAGUGGGUACCUCUUUCAGAACCAACCAUCAGCACCUUAUUUAUGAACAACACCAAGUGCACUUCCUUUCGAUCAAAGUGCCUUGUGAACAUUGCUUUUGAGCCGUUGGGCAACAAUGGUAGGCUGUGAAGACUAUUUAUAUUUAUAAGCACAAUUAACCUUCCUGACUUACAAGGUAUCUUUGUGUUUAUUAUUAGGAAAGUGGACAUACAGGGAUAAUCAGUUGCCUGGUGCAGGAGUUGAUCAUCAUUAGGGUAGCAUUUUUAGGCGGG